Messenger RNA from Arabidopsis thaliana (thale cress), 959 nucleotides. RefSeq names its product Toll-Interleukin-Resistance (TIR) domain family protein. Bases 67 to 816 code for a protein of 249 amino acids. The record is from RefSeq and is marked reviewed. Gene Ontology annotation, biological process: signal transduction. Lineage: Eukaryota; Viridiplantae; Streptophyta; Magnoliopsida; Brassicales; Brassicaceae. The transcript is spliced from 2 exons.
CACCAAUCAUUUUAUGAAAUUUAUUUGUUCUCUUUUUGCCUAUAUAUCAAACUUCGUCUACGUCCCAUGACGAUGCCAGCUUUCCGACGACGACCACGCCCUCAGAUAUAUAUCAGUUUUCAAGGGAACGACCUGCGAAAAGGCUUUGUCAGCCAUGUCGUGAAGGCCUUAAAAGACGCACGGGUCAACGUUUUCGUAGAUAACGAUCAUGAUCAAUGGGAAAGGAGAGGCCCUCAUCAUCAUGAUGACCACCUUUUCGUCAGGAGGAUCCACAACUCGAAACUCGCUCUCGUGAUCUUCUCUGACCAAUACGCAGAGUCACAACAGUGCUUGAAUGAGCUGACGACGAUCCAUGAGCGCGUGGCCGAAGGGAAACUCAUGGUGAUCCCCAUCUUCUACAAAGUGAACAUCGAAGAAGUUAACAAUUUGGAGGGACGAUUUGGUAAAUGUUUUGAUGAAAUGGUGAGGACACAAGGGAGACAGAAUCAUCAGUUGACCCAUCACAUCGUUGGAUGUCUAAGGUCUAUUGCUAGAAAGCCUAGCUUCACGUCAGGAUACUAUAGCAACGAUAGUGAUCUCGUGGAGGCGAUCAUUCAGGGUAUUAAGAAAAAAAUACCUUAUAUAUCGGCAAAACAAACGAUUGGAGAAGAAGUUUCGGCAGAGCUUCUUUCUGCUUCGGUUGUUGCGGCUUUGUGUUUUUACUUUAUCCCUAUUUCUGUGUUCCCGGAUUUGGGUUUCUUCAUUAGCCCACGUUGGUAUCUAGCUGUUAUGUUGUUGUUUGUUGUCCGACAUAGUCUCCGAUCUAUUCAGAGGUGAUGGGUAAUAACAGUGGAACAUAUGACACGUGACUCUCAACGUACGCCAUAUUUUGCAAAUGAUCGAUGAGCUCUUGGCUUUUUAUGCUUUUAUGUUGUAUGUAUAUAUCUAUGUUUUUUUCUUUGUUCAUCUCAUUAAGGUUG